Molecule: messenger RNA, 4853 nt
Organism: Diorhabda sublineata
Lineage: Eukaryota; Metazoa; Arthropoda; Insecta; Coleoptera; Chrysomelidae
Gene: chico
Product: insulin receptor substrate 1
Exons: 9
Coding region: 369-3707 (1112 amino acids)
Biological process (GO): insulin receptor signaling pathway
Cellular component (GO): plasma membrane; cytosol
Molecular function (GO): phosphatidylinositol 3-kinase binding; insulin receptor binding
Source: RefSeq, a predicted model, not a curated record
AACGUCAUUUACAGAUCGGCAACGUUGUGCAGACGUCUACAAUUCUACAACAUAGACAAACGACCACAUGAGGGUUGUAUCGUUUUUAAUAUAAAAUUAGUUGUUAUUCAAAAGCUAUCGGCAGUUAUAAGUGUUGAUUUAGUGUUAUAGUUUAAUAUACUAAAUUUGUUAGUGCAGCAACGUUGCGUAAUUCGCGUUAAAACGUGUUUUGACGAAAGUGCGCGUUAUACAUAUCUAGAAAGCAUUGGAUUGUUUGGGGUGUCUGGCGUCGUAAUUUUCUAAAUAAACACCUUUCGAUGACCUAUUUUACGCCAGUGCUCUAGUUUUUCGUGCAAAAAAGUGAACUCUAAUGCCCUUGAAAAUAUGUAAUGAGUGUUUUUAAAAUGUUGAUUAUGUUCUUUAAAAGUAUCGGCCAACAGCAAAUAAGUGGGGGCGAGGUUCUUCGUUGUGGACUUUACAAAAAAUUGAAAACAUUGCGAAAGAAAUGGUUCGUUUUACGUGCCGAAACACCUGAAACGUCAGCUCGUCUGGAAUAUUAUGAUUCGGAAAAGAAAUUUCUCAGUGGUCAGCCUCCCAAAAGAAGCAUAGUAUUGAAAACUUGCUUCAAUAUAAAUAGGAGGAAGGACACUAAAUACAAGCAUGUCAUUGCACUGUAUACAAAGGACGAUUGUUUUUGCGUGGUGUUAGACACUGAGGAAGAAUUAGAGUCAUGGUUGAAGGAACUCUUGUCACUUCAGCAUGGCGAAGAAGAUGCCGAUGGAGAACCGCCAAAACCAACCUACGAACACGUUUGGGACGUGACGAUCGUCAAAAGGGGUUUGGGAUGGACGAGAUCGGGCAAUUAUCGAUUAUGCCUUUCGAGCACCAUGUUGUGUUUGGUAAAUCAAGAUGGCAACAGUAAUUUGGAUGUUAAUUUCAUGUUGUGGCAUAUUAGGAGUUGCGGCAUUUUGAAAAGCUUCUUUUUCCUGGAGCUUGGUAGAUACAGCCCCAUAGGUGCUGGAGAAUUUUGGAUAACCUCAAUCGACAGCGCCAUAACUCAAAAUAUGCACGCCAUCAUUUAUCGUAAUAUGGGACAAAACAGGAGAUUGUUGGAAAUGCGCGUUAGAUCGUCUUCGGCUACGGAAUCUUCGAAACCCGCUGCUAAUGCCCAGCCGGUUACAACGUCGUCUAUAACCAAGGCGACUACAACACCGAUUAUCACAGCUCACAGUCGCGAAAGAUGUGACAGCAUGCCAUCUAGAACGAGCGAAGGUACCCAUUUGCCCCACUGGAAACCGUACCUAGCGCCGUAUCGCUCCUACCUAUCCCGCAGUCCCCCCGUGGCUAGUUCGGUGAGUCCUCCAAGUAUAGGAUGCUCGACGGAUUCGACCGGAUCCACGUACAGCAUAUCGGACGAAACGACGGAAUUGUUGUGCGUGGAAUGUUCAGAUACCGGAAGAUACAACAACAAUACUCUAACACCGGAAGAAGCCAUAGCCGAAGAAGAUUGCCCCGAAACGUCGCGAUAUUCCACCAAUAACGGAUACGUCGAUAUGGCGUGUCGUAACGAUAUAAACUCCCCAGCUACAAGUGUGAGUAGCAUAGUUUCCGGCACGCCGUCCACCGAUAUCCGUUUCUCCGAUUAUCCCUUGGAGAAGGUCUGCUCGUAUCUGAUCUGCGACGAAGACGACGCCAGACCGGCCAGGGCUUAUUCCUUCGGAUCGAAACCCGAAACUUCCAAAACUAAAAAACAUGUGGAUUUAUCAGAUAGCGCUAGAGUUCGAGCGUUCAGUAUGGGUUCUAAUGCUAAAAAAUGGCCGAGCAGGAUUUUGCAUUCCCAUCAUCAUCCGAGUUUGAAAUCCACCAGCGCUCCGCUUUUGAGUAACACGAGGAGUCACAGUUCUCACAGUUCCAGUGAUCGAAUGGACGAUUUGAUGGAGCUGGAUUUCUCCAAAGGUGCCAAUAACGCUUACGCAGGUCCUAAACCCAAUACAACUGCCAAUAAUGGUUACGUCGAAAUGAAACUCGGUGUGGAGAUAGCGCCGAAACAUCGCGAUGUAUCUCCGUACGUGGACAUGUCCGGUUCGGCUUAUAUGGAUAUGAGCGGCAGCUCCCCAUCGUUAAGACCCGAACAGGAGUAUAAUUCUUUCGUCGACAUCAGCAGACAAUACAAGUUACCAUCGAACAACAACUACGUCGUCAUGGACGCUAGAAGGAAUCGAAUAAAUUCCGCCACGUCACCGACGUCCAAUUCCGAUUACUUCGACAUGUCGAGCGGCGCGAACAAUUCGCGUAGAUCGGAACGCGGAUCUUCGUUUUCUUCUCAAUUGUCCAACGCUUCCUCGCCACGCAACAACGAUUACCUUCCGAUGUCGUUCUCCCCCCAGGACAACCCUCGAACCACCCCCGAAGGUUACGUCGAAAUGUCGAUGGGAAAGAAACAUCAACGCCAAGGCAGUUUGGACGGUUGUCAAUCGUCGGGACACAACGACGAUUAUUUAAACAUGUCGGUGGUGCCGAAGAAGAAACCCACGAAAAAUCAAACUUCCCAACCGAUUUCCAUCCUACCGACCGCCGUUCAAUCCUCGAAGAAUUCCUCGAUGUCGUUUUUGGGUAGGAAAUCAUCCACCGGCACCCCGCCCAAGAUGCAUUUACCGCUGUCGUCUUGGUCGCCUUCGUCGCUAUAUUCGAGUUUGCCUCGCACAAGAGCUCGAAAGGAUUCCAAAGAUAGUUCGAGUUCGAGCGUAACGACGCCGAGCAGUUCCAGUACCAUAUUUCCGUUGAGUCUCAAUAGUCCGAGUUCGCCUUUGAAGGCGAACAAACCGGAAACGCCCUCUUCGAAAAUAACCGCCUCCAUAUUGAACAUGUACAAAUCGACCAGCAAACCGACGCCGUCCGAAGAUUACGCCGUCAUGGAUUACGAAAUUAACCGAAACGAAAAGAAUAAAGAAAAUACGGAUUACGUUAAUUUUUCGCCGGUAUGCGAUAGAUUGGUGAUGAGCAACUCGAUGGAUCCGAAGGAUAAGCUCGAUAGGAACGCGAGGAAGGAACGUUCCUCGGGGGAUUACGCCGUAAUGCAACCGGUCGCCGGUAGGGUUAGAGAUCAUUCGGAUAGAAGGGAUAGUUUGGAUACUAGCCCUUUGAUAGGACACCUUUCUAUGAUUGGUAUCAAGGAGAGUCAAUCCAUGUGUUUCCAACCUAUCAAGGAAGAUCUAGCUUCGUCGCCGGUUAACGAAGUCUCUAGAACAACUAGCGAUACCUCGGACUACAUGGAAUUGGGAGUAUCAUCAUCGACGACGAAAAUUUCCCGUCCGAAUUCGGUGAACGGCGAAUCGAAGGAAUCGCGCCUAGUUACGGACAAACCGCGUCCCUCUUCGGUAUCUUUAGACAAUUCGCGUACGGUGACGUCGCGACCCAGUUCGACCACCAGCGAGCAAUGGUCGUCGUCGUCGACUUUGGUGAAUUCGCGACCGGAAUCCGUGAAUUCCGAUACGAUAAAAGACGUUAAAGAAGAAUCGACGCAAAACAAUCGACUCGUUUACGCCAGUUUAGAUUUAGUUAAACAAGAAGAAGGAGACGAAGAAGAAGAAGAAGAAAACAGGGCCGAAGGUAGCGCCGAACAAUCGACUUUUGUUUACGCCGAAAUCGAUUUCGUCAAAAGUGAAGGUUUAAAACAGAAUAACCAAAGUUUAGGUAGUGCCGCCGGCAACGCUAAAGUUAAGCAUUAAAUCGAUCGAUUUUGUGUUCAAUAGAAGAUCGGACGUGUCGAAGGCGCAAUGCAAAUUCGGGUAUUUGAUAAAAAACUUUAUCUCCGGAGGUAUUUUACACCGUCGACGACUUUACAACACGCGUAAGGCAGAAACUAACGAUACGCACUGUAUAUUUUUACCUCAUUUGGAUUUGCCGAAUCUGAUAUAUUUUAUUUUGGCACUUUUCGAAUCUGUCAUUUGACUUUUGGUGGUUUUCCUACUUGUCUACUUUGUUUUUUAUGAAAAGUUCAAUUCUAAUGAUCGUACUUUGAUUUAUAUCUCGUUUGGUGGUUUUAUUUUGGCACUAAUUGAAUCUACUGAUUUUAUUUUGGCACUAAUUGAAUCUACUGGUUCCAUUUUACUCGAUAUGACAAUUGCAUUAUGACAUUUUUAUUAUUUUAAUCAAUUUAUUGAAGCUUCAUUUGAAUUUGCCGAAUCUGAUCAUUUUAUUUUGGCACUUUUCGAAUCUGUCAUUUGACUUUUGGUGGUUUUCCUACUUGUCUACUUUGUUUUUUACGAAAAGUUCAAUUCUAAUGAUCGUACUUUGAUUUAUAUCUCGUUUGGUGGUUUUAUUUUGGCACUAAUUGAAUCUACUGAUUUUAUUUUGGCACUAAUUGAAUCUACUGGUUCCAUUUUACUCGAUAUGACAAUUGCAUUAUGACAUUUUUAUUAUUUUAAUCAAUUUAUUGAAGCUUCAUUUGAAUUUGCCGAAUCUGAUCAUUUUAUUUUGGCACUUUUCGAAUCUGUCAUUUGACUUUUGGUGGUUUUCCUACUUGUCUACUUUGUUUUUUACGAAAAGUUCAAUUCUAAUGAUCGUACUUUGAUUUAUAUCUCGUUUGGUGGUUUUAUUUUGGCACUAAUUGAAUCUACUGGUUUUAUUUUGGCACUAAUUGAAUCUACUGGUUUUAUUUUGGCACUAAUUGAAUCUACUGGUUUUAUUUUGGCACUAAUUGAAUCUACUGGUUUUAUUUUGGCACUAAUUGAAUCUACUGGUUUUAUUUUGGCACUAAUUGAAUCUACUGGUUUUAUUUUGGCACUAAUUGAAUCUACUGGUUCCAUUUUACUCGAUAUGACAAUUCCAUUAUGACAUUUUUAUUAUUUUAAUCAAUUUAUUGAAGCUUCAUU